AUGGAGGCGCUGCUGCGGCGGGAGCUGGGCUACGGCUUCGUCAAGGCCGCGGGCCACGCCGGGGGCGGGUGCAUCAGCCAGGGACAGAGCUACGACACGGACCGAGGACGGGUGUUUAUGAAAGUGAACCCCAGGGCGGAGGCCCGGAGGAUGUUUGAGGGCGAGAUGGCGAGUCUAACUGCCAUCCUGAAGACACACACGGUGAGGGUGCCCAAGCCCAUCAAGGUUCUCGACUCCCCUGGGGGCGGGAGUAUGCUUGUGAUGGAGCACCUGGACAUGCGCUACCUGAGCAGUCACGCUGCGACGCUUGGAGCCCAGCUGGCAGACCUACACCUGGAGAACAGGAAGCUUGGAGAGAGUCUCCGGCAGGAGGACAGAACAGUGGGGCGAGGAGGCGGGCAGGCGGAACGGGCCUUCGUGGACCAGUUUGGCUUUGAGGUGGUGACCUGCUGCGGAUACCUCCCCCAGGUGAACGACUGGCAGCAGGACUGGGUCGCGUUCUUCGCCCAGCAGCGCAUCCAGCCUCAGAUGGAUAUGGUGGAGAAGGCGUCUGGGGACAGGGAGGCCCGCGAGCUCUGGUCUGCUCUGCAGUUGAAGAUCCCUGAGCUGUUCCAUGGUCUGGAGAUCGUCCCUGCCCUGCUCCACGGAGACCUCUGGGGAGGCAACGUAGCCGAGGACUCCUCUGGGCCCAUCAUUUUCGAUCCGGCAUCUUUCUAUGGCCACUCAGAAUACGAGCUGGCGAUCGCUGGCAUGUUUGGGGGCUUCAGCAGCUCCUUUUACUCUGCCUACCACAGCAAAAUCCCCAAAGCCCUGGGAUUCGAGAAGCGCCUUCAGCUGUAUCAGCUCUUCCACUACCUGAACCACUGGAAUCAUUUUGGAUCAGGGUAUAGAGGGUCUUCGCUGAGCAUCAUGAGGAAUCUCCUCAAGUGAACGUGCUCUCCCCUGGGAGUGGCUCUGAGGAGUGGGCUCGGGGACGGCGUGUAGAUGCAUCUGUGUCUAACUAGGUGCUUGUUCUCCGUGUCCUCGUCCCUAACUCUUGCCCCGUUUUCUCAUACAGCUGGAAUAGCUUCAGACCAACUCCGUAGAUUAUUUGAAGCCUUGUCGACUCAUGUCUCUGAAAAGGUUUUUUGUCAUCCUAACGUUGUCCAUUUUGCUAGAUUCCAUGGCUAGAUAAAACCACACUAGAAAUAUGGUGUGAACCGAGAGGUCCAUGAAAGGCAGGCAGCGUUGAGCCCUGCUGGAUGCCCCGGAGGUAAAGGCGGGAAGGGCUUGUGUGUGGCCCUGGGGUGGGGGGCAGCCCCCUCCGCUGUGUCCCGAGGCCCCUGGCGUCCUCCCUGCGCUUGGGCCAACCGUGUUCCGAGUUGUUGGUGAUGCUGCUGCUUGUGUUUCUCCUUUAAUGGGUAAGAUUUGGGUCUGGACAUUAAGUCACCUCACUUCUAGAAGCUUCUUAAAACGACCAGUUCCAAACUUUACAUUCCCUUGGCUCUGAGGAUUACCUCGGGAGGCUGCUGCAGAUUGAGCCUGGAAACUGAUUUGGGCAGUCAGCUCAGUUUCGGACCAGGGGCUCCUGGGCCCUCUUUUCUAGAUUUUCUAGUGCUUGGCAUGCUGCCCUCCUGCUGCAGCUGAGGAGUGAGAGCUGAACCGAGGAGUCCCCUCCUCCAGCUUUGCAGCCAUGAGGGUUCACAGAGGCACCAAUGCUAACUAAUGCUUUUGCAUAGAGAUUCAAAUAAAAUUCCGGUGGUUCCAGUGA
Molecule: messenger RNA, 1750 nt
Organism: Choloepus didactylus (southern two-toed sloth)
Lineage: Eukaryota; Metazoa; Chordata; Mammalia; Pilosa; Megalonychidae
Product: ketosamine-3-kinase
Exons: 6
Coding region: 1-930 (309 amino acids)
Source: RefSeq, a predicted model, not a curated record